UAUCCCUUUGUUGGGAUUUUUGUUCUUUUCCGAAAUGAAUAUAUCUAAUGCUAAUGUACAAGUUUGCUCUAGUAAAUACUAGAGUAGAAGAAAAAUUAAUUGAUGUAUAUCUUCUUUAAACCUUUAAUUACUCCGUAAUUUCUUGUUUAAGAAUGAAAUGAAUAUCAAAUUAAAUUUGUUGGAGUUUUGAAAAUAAUCGUACGACCUACGACCAAUCCAAAAUUCUGUUACAAAACACAUUCCAGAACUCAAAAACACUUCUCACCUGAAUCAUAUCUCCUUAGAUUUCUGCGCCUUUUCUCUCUCUCUUAAAAACAACACCACCAUUUCAUUCCUUCAUUCUCCUUAUUUUGCCUCUUUCACUUUCUCUCUCCUCCCAACAAAAACAAAACCAUGAAACUACACCUAAAAGACCACACCUCUGAUCCCUCCUUCAAUCCCUCUCUUCCUAAACUCGCUUUCUCUCUCCUCCUCGGUCUUUCUUUUUACCUUUUCCUCUCUUUUUUCUCUCUCAAAUCUCUCUACUCCCCUCCUCCUCCUCUCUCUACUCACCUCACUCUCCUCGCCUCGGCCCCCGAGCCGAGCCCCGAUCCCACCGAGCUUCGUCACGUUGUUUUUGGCAUUGGCGCUGCCGCUAACAAGUGGGGCCGACGCAAGGAGUUUAUCAAGUCAUGGUGGAGGCCUGAUGUCACACAUGGUUUUGUAUUUCUAGACCGGAAGGUUAACUUAACCCGGACCGAGGACCCUUAUGAGUACCCGACUUUUAAAGUAUCCGAGGAUACUUCUAGGUUCGGGUACUCGUAUCGACGUGGGUCCCGGUCCGCCAUCCGGAUGACUCGGAUUGUAUCCGAGAUCGUCCGGAUGGGGUUGGAAGACGAAGUACGGUGGUUCAUCAUGGGAGACGACGACACCGUGUUUUUUCCCGAUAAUUUAAUUCGAGUGUUACGAAAGUAUGAUCAUAAUAAGAUGUACUAUAUUGGGAGUAAUUCGGAAACACAUUUGCAAAAUAUUAAUUUUGCGUAUGAUAUGGCUUUUGGAGGUGGAGGGUUUGCUAUUAGUUAUCCUUUAGCAUUGGCUAUUGAAAAAAUGCAAGAUGGUUGUAUCCAAAGGUAUACGGGUUUAUACGGUUCGGAUGAUCGGAUUCAGGCUUGUUUGGCCGAGCUCGGUGUUCCUCUCACUAGAGAACCCGGUUUCCACCAGUGUGAUGUGCAUGGCAACCUAUUUGGGAUCCUAACAGCGCACCCAGUAGCACCACUAGUAACACUACAUCACUUAGAAAUAGUUGAUCCAAUAUUUCCAUACAUGACCCGUCUCCAAGCGCUGCAACGUCUAAAGAUAGCAGCAGAAGUAGACUCGGACUCACUAAUGCAACAGUCCAUAUGCUACGACUCCACCAGGAACUGGACCGUCUCAGUCUCCUGGGGGUACGCGGUGCAGAUCAUUCGUGGUUCCAUCACACCCCGAGAGAUGCAAAGACCGUCUAGAACAUUUUUCAAUUGGUACAAUAGAGAUGAGCCAGCGAGUUUUGCCUUCAACACAAGACCAUUUACCAAGCACCCUUGUGAGAAGCCUUUCAUAUACUAUCUUUCUAAAGCCGCAAAUAAUGCAGAGAUUAAUGUGACAGUGAGUGAGUAUGAGCUAUAUCAAAUGCCUCAUCCUUGGUGCUGGUGGAAAGCUGAGAACCCUGAGAAGUUUCACAAGGUUGAAGUGUAUAAGAAGCCUACUGACCCUCAUAAAUGGGAUGAGGGUCCAAGAAGGGAUUGUUGUAGGGUGAUGCAUACAGACAAGAAAAGUACAGUGGUAAUAGAUGUAGGAGAAUGCAGAGAAGGGGAAUUCCUUGAACCAUUACAAUAAUAACUAAUUAAUAAAAAUUGCUAUAUUUUUUUUGAGCAAUUAUCAUCUCUCUUCUCAUUUUUACUUGCUUUCAAUUCAAGUUUAACCCAUUUGGGUUCUUAUUGGCCGAAUCGAAGCAAUUUUGAGUUAGGAUAAUUAAAAAACUUUUACCAUUGUAAAUAGGCUCUUUACGCACUUGUAUACUUUCAUCUUUGAUGCCAUUGAUGUUUAUCAUAUAUAUCAAAGCUUCAUAAAUGGAUGGAGUUUUAAUAGUACGUACUUUCUUAACAAAUUUACUAUUAUGGACAGAGCAAAUUCUUGUAUGCAUAAUGCAAUAGUUUAUAAUUCGUCUUGUGUGUGAUUACCUAUAAAAAAAAAAGUAAUUUUUAUAACAUUGACUAAAUAACUCAUGUAAUAUUAACCGAAUAAUCCUAUAACACUGACCUAGUAACCUUAUAACACAGAUGAUA
This is a messenger RNA of Chenopodium quinoa (quinoa), 2303 nucleotides long. RefSeq lists its product as uncharacterized. The record is from RefSeq and is a predicted model, not a curated record. Bases 394 to 1854 code for a protein of 486 amino acids. Lineage: Eukaryota; Viridiplantae; Streptophyta; Magnoliopsida; Caryophyllales; Amaranthaceae. The transcript has 3 exons. Gene Ontology annotation, molecular function: acetylglucosaminyltransferase activity.